CGAGUCUGUGUGAGGAAGUGUACGACCCGUGGCGGUCAGCGGCAAUUUCAGAGAUAAACAGUUUGCUAAGGAUAAGUUCACUUCGAGAGUUAAACAGAAACUAAAGAAUUAAAGGGAAGUUACGUCAUAAUAAAGAAAGUGAAGUUCGUCGAAUUUGUCCAGUGUUCUGGCGUGUGCCUUGGAGUUCUGACUCAGUGCGCCGGAGUCAGGUGGUAGAAAUCUGGAGCAGUCAGUGUUUGCUGGCCUGCUCUGUAACAGGGGUAGUCGGAAGCUUCUGUCCGGCUCAGUGAUCGGGAGGGGGAGGAGUGUGUUUCUCGGACUUGUGUACGGAAACAGGCGUCGCCACGUUCGUGAAGGAGGUAGGACGCAGGAUGGGCUGCGGGCACUCCGCAGAGGAGAGGGCAGCUCUACUGCGGAGCAAGCAAAUAGAAAAGAACCUCAAGGAGGAUGGGCUACAGGCGGCCAAAGACAUAAAACUGCUCUUGUUGGGUGCCGGAGAAUCUGGAAAAAGUACGAUAGUCAAACAAAUGAAAAUUAUCCAUGAAAGCGGAUUCACGCCGGAGGACUUCAAGCAGUACAGGCCUGUCGUCUACAGUAACACGAUCCAGUCCUUAGUGGCCAUUUUGAGAGCCAUGCCAAAUCUCGGCAUCAGCUUCGGCAACAAUGAGAGAGAGACGGACGCGAAAAUGGUUUUCGACGUCAUCCAACGGAUGGAGGACACCGAGCCAUUUUCCGAAGAGCUUCUGGCCGCCAUGAAACGGUUGUGGGCCGACAUCGGCGUUCAGGAAUGUUUCGGUCGCUCCAACGAGUAUCAGCUCAACGACUCCGCCAAGUAUUUCUUGGAUGAUCUGGAUCGUCUAGGAGCCAAAGAUUACCAGCCAACAGAGCAAGACAUCUUGCGGACAAGAGUGAAGACAACAGGAAUCGUCGAAGUCCAUUUUUCUUUCAAAAACCUAAAUUUCAAAUUGUUUGACGUGGGCGGUCAGCGGUCAGAACGAAAGAAAUGGAUUCACUGCUUUGAAGACGUAACGGCGAUCAUUUUCUGUGUGGCCAUGUCCGAGUACGAUCAAGUCUUGCACGAAGACGAGACCACGAAUCGAAUGCAGGAGAGUCUGAAGCUCUUUGACUCCAUCUGCAAUAACAAAUGGUUUACUGACACAUCCAUUAUUCUGUUCCUCAACAAAAAAGACUUAUUUGAGGAAAAGAUUAAGAAAUCGCCGCUCACAAUAUGUUUUCCUGAGUAUGGUGGAGCACAGGAGUAUGGAGAAGCAGCAGCAUAUAUCCAGGCUCAAUUUGAGGCCAAGAACAAAUCCACCACAAAGGAGAUAUACUGCCAUAUGACAUGUGCCACUGACACCAACAACAUCCAGUUUGUGUUUGAUGCUGUCACUGAUGUUAUUAUUGCCAACAAUUUGCGAGGCUGUGGACUGUACUAACACCAAAAAUGGACCACCUGGUUCAUCAGCUGGUCGACUGGCAGGUGAUGGAAACCAGUGCCAGACAAGCAUAGGGUGCAGCAGGGGGCACUAAGGGAAGACACUUAACAUGUGGUUUCAUCCCACUCGUUUCAGGAAGAGCAAUUAAUUUGGGAUGCAAGCACAAAGAAAACAUCGCCCUAUCAUCAGAGCACUCUGCUGGAACAUAUUUUGGCUUUAUAACCAAUCAUGAUCAUUUAUAUCUUGCCACAAAAUCUUCUCUCUCUUUUGCACGUACAUAAAUUUUCAUGCACGUAUAUAAUUCUGUGCAGUGGGGAUAUGUAUAGCAUUUGUCAUAUGCCAUGAACAUAAAGCAUAAAGCAUUUGAAUAACCUACUCUAAUAUAUGUAAUAUCUUCUCUAAGUGAAGUGUGUGCAUAUUUGUAGCAUGACGUAAGAAAUUGUAUUCAAAUGCUAAUAUAAUGCAACCUAACCCUACUUUCAGCCAAAUUGAAGCAAAACAAUAGGCUCUUUUCUCCUCUUGAGUUCUGAAAAUGACAAAAGUGCAUUUAUGAAGAUGUCACUUCCCGUGAGGCUGUGCUGUUAUAUCAAAAUUUCAGUAACAACAUUAUACACAACAUGCACAUUUCAUGUACUAUCUUUUUUACUUCUAUGCAUGUUUGGGUGAUGAUUGUGCAUUUAACUUGAUAUUCCUAUACAGUGACAUUUCAGUUCACAUAUCACAUAUUUGUGCAUUUGGAAUUUGCACAGAUCACAAUUUACUACAUCCUGUCAUCAAUCAUCACUUGUCCCCUCCCCCUGCUUCCCUCCUUUGCACCUCUCCAUGAUGGCAAGGUUAGGUUGAACAUGCUCAUGCACUGUGUACAUGGUGCAUAUACAGUUCCCAUCACACCAUAAAGUCAACAUGAAUAGGAGAGGUGGCAAACCAUUCUUAAAAUAUGAAUGCAGUAUUUGACAUUCUGCCAAAAUUAAGCCCAUUGGAUCUUAUCUUUCUCAAAACAGUAAUUUAACAAAUAAAUACUUGUUUAAAGUCAGUGUUUUAAUGUACAUUUACCCAUACAGAUGAAUUUUUUACUGCAUGUGGCCUCUUUCAGACACUGCCAGUUCAUUCUUCCUUUCCACAACAUGCAAAAUGAUUUUAGAUUUUUCAUCAGAAAAAUAGAAAUUAAAAUCAUAUUAAUUUAAACUUUGGUUUCAUAUUUAAUGUUACAGAAUUGAACCUGGCUUUGUGGAAGCUUCAAACAUAUAUUUAUUCAGUUUCUUCACAAAAGCAUGUAAAGGUUAUACUUCUAAAUCUACAGGGACAAAUUUUGAGUAACAGUAUUUCAGAAAAUUUUAUUUUGGGCGUCUUGUGAAAGCAGAUGGUAAACUCCAAACCACAUGCUCUUAUGUACAUGACAUUCCUUUUGAUUUAAUUUGCUAGCAAACGUCGUUGAUAGAUACCAAAGCACUUGUUGAUGCUGACAAACAUAGAGUGAGCAACAGGUACUCACAUAACCAUCUUCUGACACUGACUAUUUAUUAAACCAUGUGCUAUUAUGGUAGUUUGCAGACAAGUGUAUAUUCGGUUGCAAUUUUUUCAUAAAAGAAGAAAAUAUUGAUAAACAUUGCAUAUUAUUUAAAGGUUUAUUGUUACCUAAGUCAUUUAUCACGAAUCUAGUCAAUAGUGUUGAUUCUGUUUCCCCUCUUGAUCAGUAUCACUAAGAUAACAUUUUUAAUUUAUUUGUUACUCUGUAUAAUUUAUACUUGGAUGUACACUUUCUUUAUAUUUUCUCUCUCCCCCCCACACCCUCCACUUCCCUUCCAUAGAGAAUCAUUUUUCAACUGUACACAAAAGAGGGGGAGAGGAUAUAGCUGGGUGAAUUAUGUAGUCCAAAAUGGACAGAUCUAGUUGGAGUCAGUGUAUGCAGAGAAUGCUUGCAUGUAACUAUCUACCCUUAAUAUGAAUAAGGUACUGUACCACUUUUCUCAAUACCUCGUCUUCUUGAGAACUCAAACCUCUGUGUUAGCUGUGAGAUGGGCGAUAAAGUCUGUACUUCUGCUUCAGUGGAUUAUUCAGAUAACAUACAGUAGCAGAAUUUCCUAUUUGCUAUUCCUCCUAUCACCACUCUCCACAGAAUUCAUUUUCUAAGAAAAACAUUAAAGAAUACAGUGUUCCAUGUUUCUGAAGUGAUGGAAACUAGCUGCACAAAAAGUUCUGCAUCUCCAUUUAAUAGAACUGUCAAAUAUCAACCCAACGUGCACUAUGAUAAUCAGGGAUGAAAAUUAACUAUUAUGGAUAGUGUAGUGCUAAAUAAGAAGUGCCAAAGAUACAAAUAAUAACAGCCAAACCAUUCUGUAACAUUUCAGGAGAAGUCAGUAUUCCAGAGACUUCCAUCAGUUGGUUCUGUAAUUGAGAAUAGCAACUCAUUUUAGAUGUAACUUUAAAAUGAAUAAUUAAUCAGCUGUAAAUACUCAGACUACACUAUACCACUCCAAAUUGGGACAGCAUCUAAUUCCAGUAUCAAUUUUGGGCAAAUCUAACCAUAAUUUUAAUAAAUGAAAGCAUAUUCCAAUGACUGUAUUAGUGCUGCCUAAAUGUGUAACAUGAAGAUGACAGUGAUUGUAUGUACAUUGCUGACUUGAUAUUUGCCUUCUGUUUGAGAGCAUCUGUGUUGCUGUACUCCUGUCUCUUGCUUUAAGUAUUGUGGAUUCUUAAGAUCAGCAUAGCUGCACAGAAUAUUGCAUACAAAAACACUGCAACCUUUUUAUUGUGCUUGGAAUCGAGAGGAUUAAAGUACUUAUACUAAUGGUUAAAAAUUGGGUGGAAUGGUGUUAGGAGAUUUUAAUUUUAAAAAAUGAACUUUUGUUGGAUAUUAGAAAUUAUAGAAGAGAUUUUCUGUGUGGUUGGGUUAUGUUACCAUUAGUAAAUAUUAUGUUGUCACGCAUUCUGCUAUAUGAUAUACAGAAUUCACUUAUGUUUUGGUAACGGUUUAUAUAAAGCUAUUGGGCAUGGUUUUUUACACUUCCAGGCAGACUUAAGAAUACUACACUUUCUUUAAGGAAUGAAUGCAUGGAAAACCAAGAAAAUUCAAAGUCAUUUUGUAAUAUAAGCAGGUAGCAGAAAUCUCUGAAACAGAAUUUUCACCAAUAAAACUCACAGAUAUUACAAAUUUCUUCAAAUUCUAAUUCCCCAUAUUUUGCGAAUGAUAAGAAAUUUUCUGUAAAGAGUGUACAUAUUUAUUUGCAUGGACAUGGGUAUGGAUUUUGUUAAGUGAUGAGACAUACUGUUAUCACUGUUCCUGCAUUUUCAGGCCCCUCCACUACAAAUGGCUGCCAUCUGAUGUGAGUACAAGGCCUCUUAUAACCUGAGCUAAGUUCUUUAUGCUACCAUGAGGAUAUUUGGCAACUCUGCUGGGAUGUAGCCUUUAAUCCAUGCAUGCUUACUGCAUAGGUUUCCUGCCUUUCCUACUCAGCCUUCUGGAGCUUUAUCUGCAUGAAACACAGUAUCCAUAAUCUAUGUACUCAGGGUACACAAACCAUAAAUUUCUACAUCGUGGAAUGAAAUUUUAUAUAUAGGAUGCAGUUUUCUUUGUUCUUCUGUGUAUGUUCUUAUCUGUGUUCACAUGACCAUUGAAAUAAACCAGACAAUCAUCUGAUAAAAUGUCAGCUCAGGAUCAGAUUCACCAUUGUGUUCUGACCGAACAGAUAAUAGUUUUGGCGAAUUUAAAUACCUGAUGAUGACUGGUUGGGGCCGAAACAUGUUGUAAAAAGUGAAAAUUCUAAGGAAUAAAUUGGUUGCAUUGUUGACGGAAUUGUAAUAUAAGUAUUGUACCCGUAUGACCGAAGUUAUUAAUCACGGAAAUUUGUGGGUUACAUGACUUGCACUCUAAGACUGGUUUCAGUAAUUUUGUUGUGGUCCUUGCUGUCUAUUAACAUUCCAGUUUCUUUUACAGAUGCUUAAGAGGCAAAUAUUUAAGCUGAGCUCUGAUAUUGUCUAUCAUUUCUUGUGUUAAUGCUCGAUAAUGACAUGUUGAUUUCCUGUCUAUUAAUGUACACCAUUUCUUCUUACUUUAUUCACAAUAUUGUAAGUAGUAUGUCUCUGGAGAACUCAAGCCCUGGGAAACAUUUUCCUACAUUUUCUCCAACACUUCGCUGUGAACUACACAUCACGUAAUAUUCAUGUAAUAUAUAUAUACUGAGUGCUGUAGUGUAAACUUGUUUUUAUCUAACACAAAGAGAAUCUUUUGGGAACUGCAGAAAACUAUUGGAGCUGUGGUGUUACAAAACCAUAGUUGUGUACACUUUACAGCAAUGUGAUCCAGUAAUUUCUAAAACUGGUAUCUUUAAUUAGUUCACACUUGUGAGUUCAGUACCCCCUCCCCCCACAAUUUUUAUUUGAAUGGGCAUGUGAACAUACAAAACAACAUACCGGAAACAUUAAAUCCACAUUCUGUACAUGAAGUUCCACAGUGUGAUAUUAAAUUUAGUGUUUGGUAUGUUCUCAGUUCAAGGAAGAUAAUGGGUCUUAUGCUUAAUGAAGAUAAAUUAAUUCAGAGUGAUACUUCAGGCAGACCAGUUACCUGAGGGUGAAGGCUCACGCAUAGCUCCAGUUUUAUAUCACCACAGCUAGCUGAAUAGGAAAGGUGGUAACCAACACAGUGGGCAUGCAUAGCACAAAGUCCAUGCUGUGGCACAAUCAUCAGAUAAGCCCCCUGUAUUUAAAGCAUGUUCACUUAAGAAGAAAUCAUAAAUUUGAAGUCUUUUCAAUCAAGUUACCUGAAAAACUGUAUAUAUUUUCCAUCACUUCCUCCACUAUUUUAAUUGGACAACCUGUAUCUGGAUCUGCUUGAAUUUGAAAUAAAUUGAAUUGAAUUAGAAAGUGGGAACUGAACAAUAAAUAGAAUAACUUUUACCACUGAACUUGCAUGAGAAUUCAUAUUGAUUCGUACAGAAUUUUGAUGUGCAUGGAUUGACUGUCAGCAUUAUAAAUAACAAUUUUAUGCAUUACUGCCUAGUAGUUACUUCACAUAAGGGGUAUAUGAUUGAAACGAGUUCCGUAAAUGUGUUUCCUAUGAAUGAAACCUAGUUUUGGGGCUGAAGUAGGUUGACAGAUCCCUCUACCCCCCCCCCAUGUUUACAGAAGAUGUUAUAAAAUUGUAUGAGUUCAUUUGGGUAAUUAAAGUUAAUUCACUUUCCAUCCUGUGAAAAAUGAAUGAACUUCUAAAUUGGCAGAUGGCCUCUGGUCCCCCCUCUCCUGUCUCUGUAUCAUGCCACUGACAGGCCUGUGUUCAAUAAAUAUAGCUAUCAGACAUGGUGUAACUGUACUCUGUUUAUAGUGGUGGUACCAUUGGUCUACAAUAGGACCUCAAGCUUGUGUCAUGUUUAAAUUGAUAGUUCAUACUAAAGUCUUGAUGGCAGUAUAUCUGUUUCAAAAUAUAUAUAUUAAUGUGUAAAUUCAUUGUAUGUUGUUGGAAGGGGUGAAAACAUUUCAACUGUGUUGACUUUAUAAACAGGUUCUGUCUCUGUGCUGUGUAAUUCUGAUAACUACAACUAACCUGCUCUAUUUGCAUUGAUGCAGGAUUAUUUAUGAGUAACAUUCAAUACACAGCACAUUAAUAGUGUGUGAAGAAGGAUAAUAGCUAGUGUUGCCACCUUGUCAUACAGAAAUAUCAGUUCAUGUUCAAGAACAGUAUGUUACUUCAUACAUGGCUACCCAGACAAGUGAUGUGAUGGUCAUGUCUGAAUAAAGGACAGUAAACAUGCUAUGAGAUGGUGAUUUUCAGACAUGAGCUUUGUCUCUGCUCUUGCAGGAAAGUGAAAGUGAACUAAUCUUUUUACGAUUCAGGACAGGUGAUGUGCAGUAUGCACUUGUAUAUUUCACACAAUUUAAUCGGAACAGAGUUUCUCAUUUUGCAUUUAAGUAUGAAAUAAACGUCAUUUUCAGUUUUGAA
Molecule: messenger RNA, 7368 nt
Organism: Cryptotermes secundus
Lineage: Eukaryota; Metazoa; Arthropoda; Insecta; Blattodea; Kalotermitidae
Gene: Galphao
Product: guanine nucleotide-binding protein G(o) subunit alpha
Exons: 8
Coding region: 372-1436 (354 amino acids)
Biological process (GO): adenylate cyclase-modulating G protein-coupled receptor signaling pathway
Cellular component (GO): heterotrimeric G-protein complex
Molecular function (GO): G protein-coupled receptor binding; GTPase activity; GTP binding
Source: RefSeq, a predicted model, not a curated record